GUACAGAAACUUGACCAAAAACUUCCAGUCGCCAAUGAGUACUUGCUGCUUUCUGGAGGGGUCCGAGAAGGCGUGGUGGACCUUGAUCUGGACGACCUGAACUUCUACGCUCGUGGCACUGACUACGACAUGGACUUCACCCUGCUUGUGCCCGCCCUGAAGCUGCACGACCGAAACCAGCCGGUCACCCUGGACAUGCGCCACUCCGCCUUGUGCCAUUCCUGGCUGAGCUUGCGGCUCUUUGACGAAGGGACCAUCAGCAAGUGGAAGGACUGCUGCACCAUCAUGGACCACCUCAACGGGGCCACCAACUACUUCUUCUCCCCCACCCGGGUGGCUGACUGGUUCUAUGAGUCCAUCAGCGUGGUCCUCUCCGAGAUCCAGAAGAAGCCCCAGCGGGGGAUGCCCAAAGUGGAGAAGGUGGAGAAGAACGGCACCCUCAUCUCCAUCAUCCUGGGGGUGGGCAGCAGCCGCAUGCUGUAUGACAUCGUCCCCGUGGUGUCCUUCAAGGGCUGGCCGGCCGUGGCCCAGAGCUGGCUGAUGGAGAACCACUUCUGGGACGGGAAGAUCACGGAGGAGGAGGUCAUCAGCGGCUUCUACCUGGUCCCUGCGUGCUCCUACAAGGGCCGCAAGGAGAACGAGUGGCGCCUGUCCUUCGCCCGCAGCGAGGUGCAGCUGAAGAAGUGCAUCUCCGGCAGCCUCAUGCAAGCCUACCAGGCCUGCAAGGCCAUCAUCAUCAAGCUGCUCUCGCGCCCCAAGGCGGUCAGCCCCUACCACCUGCGCAGCGUCAUGCUCUGGGCCUGCGACCGGCUGCCCGCCAGCUACCUGCUGCAGGAGGAUUACGCCGCCCACUUCCUACUGGGCCUGAUCGAUGACCUCCAGCACUGCCUGGUGAACAAGACCUGCCCCAACUACUUCAUCCCCCAGUGCAACAUGCUGGAGCACCUCUCGGAGGAGACGGUCAUGCUCCACGCCCGGAAGCUCUCCUCGGUGCGCUCCGAUCCCGCCGAGCACCUCCAGAUGGCCAUCGAGCACGUCAAGGCCGCCAACCGGCUGACGCUGGAGCUCCAGCGGAGGGGCAGCGCCACCAGCAUCCCCUCGCCCCAGUCGGACGGCGGGGACCCCAACCAGCCCGACGACCGGCUGGCCAAAAAGCUGCAGCAGCUGGUGACUGAGAACCCAGGGAAGUCCAUUUCGGUCUUCAUCAACCCCGACGACGUCACGCGGCCCCAUUUCAGAAUUGACGACAAAUUUUUCUGAGGCCCUCUCUGCCCCCCCCCCCCAAGGCCUCCUGCCCCACCUCAGGCUGCGGAACCCCUUCGCUCACCUGGGUUGACCCAGUGGGUUUCCUUUGCCAACAUAUCAGACCUGAGGGGGCCCUGUAGGAGAGGGGAGGGUGGGGGUCCUGGGCUUGGAUUUGCUGUGGAGGCCAGCCUGUCCAGCCUUCUCCCAGGCCACCUUGACUGUAUGCGCCCACGACCGCCUCCUUCAGCAAAAAAGCCCCU
Thamnophis sirtalis is the source of this 1505-nucleotide messenger RNA. The record is from RefSeq and is a predicted model, not a curated record. NCBI's taxonomy places the organism in Eukaryota, Metazoa, Chordata, Lepidosauria, Squamata, Natricidae.